AUGUCUUCUCCAGCAACCUCAUCACAAAGUUUGUCAUCGCCAAGAGCUUCUUCAGUUGCCUCAAGCAAUGUAUUUGUUAUAAACGCACUCGAGAAAAUUGCAGCAUCAAAAGAGAUUCGUCGAAACAAAUCUCUAAAGGAAGCCGUUGAUAUAGCUUCAAAUAUGUUGAAGAAUAAUGAGCCAGCACCAGAAGGACAAACUCGAUCUUCUGUCAUUUUGACUGCACUUCAAGCGGCUAUCGAUACACGUUCAGCUAAUUUGAUGACCAUAUCACUCGAUUGUCUUGGCAAAUUUAUCACAUACAACUAUGUAGCUGACAUGGAGGACGAGGUAGCACAAACACAAGUAAUGGAAAAAGUAGUGGAUGGCAUAUGUGAUUGCUUUAUUGGUGAAGAAACCGAUAAAAAGGUUCAGUUACAGAUUAUCAAAGCACUCUUGGACGCGGUCUACUCAACAAGCAACCCACUUCAUCUGUCAGCACUAUUAAAGGCAGUCCGAACGACUUACAACAUAUUCUUACUAUCUAGAAAUAAUGAUAAUCAAAAUGUAGCACAGGUAACAAUGACGCAGAUGGUUUACCAUAUAUUCAGAAGAGUAAAACGGUAUCCGAACGAAAUACCAAGACAAGAAGAGGAGAGCGAACUAAAAGAACAACAAGAGCAGCAACAACAACAAGAACAAGAACAGCAGCAGCAGCAACAGAAUGGUAACAAGGGCGAAGAAAACUUGCAAAACGGUGCAGAGGAUUAUCAACAGCAGAUCAUUGUCGAAGCAAAUAUGGCAAGAACAGAAAUGAAUCAAAAGGCACCAAGUGGGAAGAGUAAAGAUAACUAUCAGGAUAUACUGAACGAUACAGCAAAUAUGUUUCAAGAGGAAACAAAAGAUAGUCUUGCGAUAAAUAGUAUAUCAAACGCAGUAGCAGCUAGUGGUACAUCCCACGAUGGGCCUGAAAAAGCUGAAUUAAAUCAUAACGAACCUAAUGAGAAUAGAGACUCGUUUGAAAAUGACAAUAUUCAAAAUGGUGAAUUUGAGACAGAGGCAGAUCUUUACAUCAAGGACGCUAUUCUCGUAUUCAGAGCCCUUUGUAAGCUGUCAAAAAAAUCAAUUCAAGCCGAAUGGGGUAAUGACAUGAGAUCUUAUUCUAUGCGUUCAAAGUUGUUAUCAUUGCAUUUGAUUCUGACAAUCAUGACUUCACAUAUGGACGUAUUCACAUCAGACCAAAUCUUCUUUUCCACAUCAGUACCAGAUCCUAGCGGACGUAGACCCAAUCCGUUCAUUUUAGAAGUCAAGCAGUACCUAUGCCCUAGCUUGGGUCGAAACGCAUUCUCAGUCGCACCACAAGUAUUUGACAUCACACAUGAGAUUCUUUGGACCGUAGUUCAGGGUUUACGUGUAUACUUGAAGACCGAGAUUGAAAUAUUUUUCAAGGAGAUCGUACUGAAAAUACUCGAGAUGCGCAAUGCUUCAAACCAACAGAGAUUUUCUUUGCUCAAGGGACUCUUACGAAUCUGUGAAGAUCCUCAGACGCUAGUCGAUAUUUAUAUUAACUAUGACUGUGAUCGUGAAGCACUAGACAACAUCUAUGAACGUCUUGUUCACGUCCUUUCAAAGAUCACGACAUCACAUCAUCAUCAGCAGACUCCCAACAGUAAAGAUUUCGACCACCAUGGUGUUCCAUCUGAUGCACCACAGCACUCCAAUAUUCAUUCGCACUCAGUCAUGAUCCCUCCACCUCUGACAACUGCUACCAUUCUGCAUAGCGAUAAGCAAAACCAAACAUCUGCGAUGCCAGAAUCUGCAAUACGGUUCAAGUCAUUGGAAUGUCUUGUCGCCGUCCUUCGUUCCCUCGUGGGUUGGUAUACAAAUAACUCUGUAAGUAUUACGGCGGGUGAGAACAAGGACGAAGACACCCCUCGUGAAAGUGAAGAUCAGUCAGGUCAUAACAGCAUGGCCAAUCGUCUAUCCUCUAAUGGAUCAUCCUCUGCUCUGAGCAAUAAUAAUAGUACCACACGCUUAGAUGACCCCGAAGAGUUUGAAAAUUUGAAGCAUCGCAAGCAACUUCUUCAAGAAGGCAUACGUCAAUUCAAUUGGAAGCCAAAGAAGGGUAUUAAUUUCUUGUGUGAACAUGGAUUCUUGGACAAGAAUGAUCCCCGUGGCAUCGCCUUGUUCUUGCUGAACACAGAGUCCUUGAACAAGACAGCUAUUGGCGAGUAUCUUGGAGAGCAUGACGAAGAAAAUAUUCGCAUUAUGCAUCUGUUUGUUGACGAAAUGGACUUUUCUGGUAUGAAGUUCACUGAAGCGUUGAGAGCAUACCUUCAAGCUUUCAGAUUGCCUGGUGAAAGUCAAAAGAUUGAUAGAUUCAUGCUCAAGUUUGCAGAACGAUACCUUCACGGCAAUCCUACAGUAUUUUCUAGUGCAGAUCCUGCUUAUGUCCUUGCCUUCUCUGUCAUCUUGUUGAACACAGAUCUUCACAGCCCUCAGGUGAAGAGACGAAUGACAUUAGAGGACUUUUUAAGAAACAAUCGAGGCAUUGACGAUGGAGCGGAUCUUCCUAAGGAGCUUUUGGAAGCAAUCUUUGAAGAAAUUCAAAACAAUGAGAUCAAAAUGAAAGACGAAGUAGAAGGAGCUAAUGAAAUGGCCCUUGUGAACAGUACAAAUACGGGCGUUCUUGGCAUGGGUGGUAUUCAAAAUGCACUUGUCAACGCAGGUCUUACGCGUGAUGUCCGUCGGGAAGCUUAUCAGGCGGCUAUUGAAGAGAUGGGAUCCAAAGCAGAGGCUCUCUUUCGUAGCGUUCUUACGAGCCAUCGCCGCGCAGGAGAGAAUGACACAAUCACUUUCUAUUCUGCUUCACAUGUGGAGCAUGUACGCCCCAUGUUUGAAGUUGCCUGGAUGGCGUUUUUGGCGGGCAUAUCUGGACCUCUUCAAGAAUCAGACGAUCUCGAGACAGUUAACCUUUGCCUAGAAGGAUUUAAGCAUGCCAUUCGUAUCAUUUGUCUGUUCCAUACAGUACAGUCAGAGGAUGUCGACUUGCAAAGGGAUGCUUUUGUGACGACACUGACCAAGUUUACCUUCUUGAGCAAUCUUAAUGAGAUGAAACCAAAAAAUGUGGAAGCAAUUCGAACUUUGCUCGAAGUCGCAGCGGCUGAUGGAAAUUACUUGAAGGGCUCAUGGAAAGAGAUUUUAUCGACAGUCAGCCAGCUAGAACGAUUCCAGCUUAUUACCAGUGGAUUGGACACAGGACAUAUGAUAGAUUCCGGUAAUCACAAGAGAGUACCAUCUGUAAAGGCAUCUAUGGAUGUUGGUCGCCGAACAUCCACCAUGGGUAAUCGUAGUCGCAUGCUCACAACAAACAGUAGAGCAAACACGCAGUUGUCUCUUACUGAAGAAGUAGCUACAGCCAGUUCAUCACAAUCUUUAAUUAUUGCUGUGGAUCGUUUGUUUACUUCUACAGUAAACUUGAAUGGGGACGCGAUUGUAGAUUUUGUGCGUGCACUGUGCGAGACUUCUUGGGAAGAGAUCGUGUCAUCUGCUCAUAUGGAGCACCCUAGGAUGUACAGCCUUCAAAAGCUUGUAGAGAUAUCAUAUUACAACAUGAACCGUAUUCGUAUGGAAUGGUCCAACAUCUGGGCUAUACUUGGUGAUUACUAUAACAAAGUAGGCUGUCAAUCCAACUUUAAUGUGGCGUUCUUUGCUCUGGACUCUUUACGUCAAUUGGCAAUGAAAUUUUUGGAAAAGGAGGAACUACCUCACUUCAAAUUCCAAAAGGAUUUCCUAAUGCCCUUUAGAGAGAUAUUGGCGAAUAAUCCAGAAGUGGCUAUCAAGGACAUGGUGUUGCGCUGUUUAUCACAAAUGAUCCAAGCACGACCACAUCAUUUACGCUCUGCAUGGAAGACGAUGUUUUCGGUCUUUGCUACAGGUGCACGAGAAAGCUCAGAGUCGAUUGUACAUAUGACGUACGACAUUGUACGCAGCAUCACCAACGAACGAUUUGCCGACAUUGUAGCCAACGGUACCUUUCCGGAUUAUAUAUCCUGCCUUGUCGAAUUCUCCAAGAACGAGCGGUUCCAAAAGAUCAGCUUGCCGGCAUUAGACAUGAUCAAGGCAACGAUUCCUAAAAUGCUUGACAUUGCUAAUAAAAGCACGCCUCUGGAAAUAACGGACGCUCAUGCAACAAAUAAUAUACAACAGACAAACCCUGAUGACUUCUUGAUCAAGUUUUGGUUUGCCGUCUUGUUUGGAUUGAAAGAAAUUGUGAUGCAUAGCGAUGAUGUUGAAGUACGCCAGCGCGCUUUAGAGUAUCUCUUUGAAACUUUAAAGCAACACGGCUCUUCAUUUACACCUGAAUUCUGGACAACUGUCUCUCGCCAGAUCGUAUUCCCUCUAUUUGAUGAUUUGAAAGGCGAAACCAGUAAAAGGCAGCGUAUGACGGCCGAGGAUCUUAGCGUGUGGUUAUCGACUACGAUGAUUGAAGCACUUCGCAAUGUAGUUGAUUUAUAUACUUUCUAUUUUGAUAAUAUGAAAGAAAUGAUGAGCCAUGUAUUAGGCUUAUUUAGCAUGUGUAUCACUCAAGAUAACGACACACUUUCACACAUUGGUUGUGAAUGUUUGGAUCAGUACAUUCAGUCAAAUAUGGAAAAGUUUGAUGGAAACUGUUGGAAUCUGGUGACGCAGACGUUGAAGAUGUUAUUUGAGGAAACAACAGCGUAUGGUCUGUUUGAUGAUACACAAGAUUUGGUUGACGUAGUAAAGAAACUGUCUUUAGGAGUACCAAACGGCGAAAACCAUGAGGUAUCGUUAAAUCUUGUAAUAAGCCCUGCGAGACAAAGAGAGUUCCAACAAGUGAUUAUUAAAUGCGUACUGCAACUGAUGCUUAUCCAAACCGUCAAUGACAUGUUAGCCAAGGACAACGUGUAUUGUGCCUAUCCUGCCUCACAUCUUAUGGAGCUCAUGGAAUGCCUUGGUAAAUCCUUCCAUUUUGCUAAAAAGUUCAACAAUGAUAAUGAUUUACGAAUGGCACUAUUCCGAUUUGGAUUCAUGAAGCAACUACCUAAUUUGUUAAAGCAAGAGACCUCCAGUGGAGGAUGCUAUGUAUCUGUAUUGAUGAGAAUGUAUGCUAAUUUAGAGAAUAUAAGUGACCGAGAUGAAAAAAGGGAAGAGAUUGAAAGUAUUCUGAUACCACUUUGCAACGAGAUAUUUAUUCUAUACGCUGAACUUGACCAUGAGACGAAACCAAAGAACAUUGCCGCUUGGACUCCGGUUGUUGUAAAUAUACUACAUGGUUUAGCACAAUUACAAGAUGAAGAUUUCCUACGACAUGUACCUCAAUUUUACUCUCCUUCUAUUGAACUACUAGGUCAAGAUAAUCUACUGCUGGAGAUUCGUAAGGCAUUACGUACUUUAUUAAUUCGUAUAGGAAAGACAUAUCAUAUCACAAAAACAUAA
Molecule: messenger RNA, 5442 nt
Organism: Rhizopus microsporus ATCC 52813
Lineage: Eukaryota; Fungi; Mucoromycota; Mucoromycetes; Mucorales; Rhizopodaceae
Product: Sec7-domain-containing protein
Exons: 12
Coding region: 1-5442 (1813 amino acids)
Biological process (GO): regulation of ARF protein signal transduction
Molecular function (GO): guanyl-nucleotide exchange factor activity
Source: RefSeq, a predicted model, not a curated record